ACAGUUGAUCCAAACAACGGCGCGAGCUCCUUUCGGAGUCCGUCAGUCUUGUCGAUGGCGUUUGUCGGGAGCGGAUGAGCUCCAAGUCGACGGCACUCUGUCCUCGCGCAAUUUUGCACACUGUCGGACCACCGGUUGGGAUGUCCUCGUAAUAACUGCUGAACCGUCGCGGCGAAAUUUUCCGAGUUGUUGGUGCACUUUCUCGACGUGGUAGUAGUGACCAAGCCCGGAUGUGAUUGAACGUCGUCUGGACGUCGUCGGGAUGAAUCUGCGGGAUGUGACAGGUUUUCUUGACAUUGUGGAAAGUGUUCGUGCGAAGUUUUGGGAAAGAAACGAGUUGUGAAAAGGGCGAGCCAAAGUGUCAACAAACUUUUCGUUUUGAAAGGCAACGCGGAAGGUGCAAACGUUGCGAAAGGUUACUACUACAGCAAAGGUUGUUUCUAGCUGUGCAGAAUGAGUGAAGACAGCGAGUACAGAAUUCGUCUAGUAACCCUGGGCGGGGGCGGCGUUGGAAAGAGUUCCAUCGUGAAGCGGUUCCUGUUCAACACGUACUGCGACCGGUACAGACCAACGGUGGAAGAUCUCUUCUGCAAGGAAUUUGACCUUGAAACUAUGACCCUAAAGGUGGACAUUUUAGACACCGCCGGUGACCAUCAGUUCCCAGCGAUGCGUCGCCUCUCUAUUGCUAACGGCCAUGCCUUCCUCCUGGUCUACAGCAUAGACUCUCUAGCCUCUUUCAACAUCAUCAAACAGUGCUUCGAAGAGAUACGAGAACAGAAACCCGACUUUCAGGAAAUCCCCAUAAUAGUGGCCGGAAACAAACUGGACCUCACCGAGGACCAGCGCCAGGUCAGCAAAGAAGAUGUUGCCGAGUGGCUCUUUUGCGAACUUCCACGCCUCAGGGCGAAACUAAUCGAGUGCUCAGCGAAGGACAACAUCAACAUCCGCGACAUAUUCAGGACCUAUCUUCAACUUGCCAGGAUUCCCAUGCCAUGCGAACAGACGGGCGUCAAAAGGAGGUUGAGCGUCAGGGCCCCUCCGAAGUCAAGGCAGGCCACGAAUCUACAGAGGGAAUUCGGAGCCAGUUCCACGUCAGACCUGCAUUCGUCAUCGUCCUCUAUGCUAGAUGGCGCCUGUAGUCAAAAGUCGAAGCCAAGAAGCCGGUCGCUAAUACGGAGGACAAGCAAGAAGACGUCCAGGUUAAAAGAGCAAGGUGGCGCUGACGCAGAUGAUUGCACCGUGUCCUGAUUGGGUGGCAUACAUUUAAAUUUUUUCAAUUUAUUCUGGGAUUUCUUCUGGUUUGUAAUAUAAGGUGGCACUGGGGGUAUAUGGGACUCGAAGUAUGUCAGUGACUCGACUCUCAAUGCAGGAUAUCCACGCAGUACGGUUGGUGUGACGUGUCGCAUGGGAUUGAUUUGGUCUUUAGUUCGGCCGCUGACAUAAAAUAGAAGACAGUGUAGCGCAGCUAUUGUCACGAAGAUUUUGCUGAUAAGAGAACUAAGGAAGCAUGACAUUGUCAAUGUCGGUUGAGUGACAUCAGCAUUGCCAUCCGUUCCCAACCAUCCGAGUUUUGGGAUGGACGAAUCAAGCGAGAAGAGUGACCUUGCCAGAAUUCUGGCGUUUGUUGUCCGAAUGAUAUUCGAAACGUGCGUUAUGACCACGUGAUAAUCUACUGCGUUGAACGAUUACAGCCUUCAGUGCGCACAGCUCCACCUGGAGGAAGAGUCGCAUAAACGUCCAUUCCUGUACAGAUGGUUUCGCACCCUCUUUGGGAUUCCUUCUUUCACACGAAGGAAGGGCAGUGCGCAUGCAUGGUUUCACGUAAAUGUAGUGAUGUUACAUGUUUUUGUGGAGAGCGAGUCCAAUGGUCGUCGUUAUGGUAUCGACAAAGUGUUGAUUCACAGUGUGUUUUAUAUUUCUAGUCUUAGCACAUAUCAAUUUAGAAUGCAUUUCAAUUGAAAGUGUCGUUGGUGUUGUUGUGAGAGGGACGUGAUGUUUGUACUGGACCCGUGUUACGGUUGGUUGUUGGGAACAUUAGGAUAGCAUCUCUCUCAAUUCGUCAUGUGUUGAAUUCAGUGUCGUUGCUUGGCGACGACGAGAAGCUGGCAUGCUAUGUACCUUUUAGUUGAAGACGAACUUGGCGAUGAAGCCGUUUACCAAA
This is a messenger RNA of Ornithodoros turicata, 2161 nucleotides long. RefSeq names its product ras-related protein Rap-1A-like. Gene Ontology annotation, molecular function: GTPase activity; GTP binding. Lineage: Eukaryota; Metazoa; Arthropoda; Arachnida; Ixodida; Argasidae. The coding region runs from base 454 to 1248 and encodes 264 amino acids. The record is from RefSeq and is a predicted model, not a curated record. The transcript has 5 exons.